CUUCUUCACUCAAAAACUACAACUCUCUUCUCUCUCAUCAGUUUUCUUUAUCAGAUUUCUGAUAUUUUAACUAAUAUUGAAGAUAAAGUAAAAAUAAUCAUGGGCUUUCAUUUAUCUUCUUCUUGCAUGGUUUUAACAAUAAUGUUAAUGAUUUUCUCAAGCUUGCCAUGUCAAGCACAACUUUCUUCCAACUUCUAUGACAGUACAUGUCCUAAUGCACUAAGUACUAUUAGGACAGUCGUUGAUUCAGCAGUUGAUAGUGACCCAAGAAUGGCUGCUUCGCUCAUUCGCCUUCACUUCCAUGAUUGCUUUGUUCAGGGUUGCGAUGGUUCAGUCUUGCUGGAAGAUACAGCCACAUUUACCGGCGAGAGAACUGCUCGGAACAACGCUGCUUCUCUUAGAGGAUUCAGUGUCAUUGAUGAUGCAAAGUCUCAAAUAGAGAGUAUAUGUCCAGGAGUUUUUUCAUGUGCUGAUAUUGUUGCAGUUGCGGCUCGUGAUGCUUCUGUCGCUGCUAGUGGACCAUCAUGGACAGUAAAUCUUGGAAGAAGAGAUUCUACCACUGCAAGUCUAAGUGAGGCUAAUAGCGACCUUCCUGGAUUUACAGACAGUCUUACAAGGCUUAUUUCUUUGUUCGGUGAGAAGGGAUUGAGUGAAAGAGACAUGGUUGCCCUUUCAGGAGCGCAUACUUUAGGGCAAGCAAGAUGUUUAACAUUCAGAGCCAGGAUUUACAGUAACGGAAGUGACAUUGAUCCUGACUUUGCUACCACCCGACAAGGAAAUUGUCCAUCUGAUACCAACAGCGGAAGUGGAAAUCUUGCACCACUUGAUUUGGUGACACCAAAUACUUUUGAUAAUAACUAUUACUCAAACAUUAUUGCAAGAAGAGGUCUUCUUCAAUCAGAUCAAGUACUUUUCAGCGGCGGAUCUACAGAUAGUAUUGUUAAUGAGUAUAGCUCAGACGGUUCAUCUUUCAGUUCUGAUUUUGCAGCUGCUAUGGUGAGGAUGGGAAAUAUUGACCCCCUUACUGGUACGCAAGGAGAGAUUCGAAGGAUUUGUACUGCUAUCAACUAAUUAUGAAAUGAAUCAUUCAAGUCUUGUCUUAGUGUUUUCUGCAAUAAAUAUUGGAAGAUCAAAUAUCUUCUCACUCAUGUAAUUUCAAUUCAAGUGUAAUCUUCUUGGAUUUAUUUUUCUUAAAUCAAGUGUAAUCAUUGCUGCUUGUUUUGGUAAAAUGGAAAGAUUUUAGCAUUUUCUUUAAUA
Molecule: messenger RNA, 1257 nt
Organism: Jatropha curcas
Lineage: Eukaryota; Viridiplantae; Streptophyta; Magnoliopsida; Malpighiales; Euphorbiaceae
Product: lignin-forming anionic peroxidase
Biological process (GO): hydrogen peroxide catabolic process; response to oxidative stress
Molecular function (GO): heme binding; peroxidase activity
Source: RefSeq, a predicted model, not a curated record